GGGCAAAUGGGGAAAGGGACUAAUUCUAUUUCCUCCUCUUCAUUAUCUUUCCCCCACACCUCUUAUCUUGGUCUCUCUGAAUCUCUUUUACCAACUGGCACUUUUAGAAUCUUGUUGUUUGAAGCUUCUUCACAUCAUGUUGCCAUAGUGUCCUUGCUGAAAGUCAACAUACAGCAGCAAUCUUUGGUAUAACUGGUAUACAUUUACCUAAAAUGGACAAUAAUGUACCAGUAAGCUAUGGUGGAGACAUACUAUACAACAAAUACCAACAUCCUGGUGGAGAUUCUCAAAAAGUCGCAAACUCAGUGAAACCACUUGCAGGAGAAGCGAUGCCAUCUAUUAGUAAUCAUGAACGUACAGGUGAAAAGCGUCCCAGGGAACCCACAGAGCUUCCAACACAAUUAAGAAAAACAAGAUCUUCUCCAUCACGUGGUAGACAUGCAAGACAUACACGAUCAGCACAGAUAAGGCAGCGACAAAUGGCAAUCCUUGGUGAAGAAGCAGGUCCAUUUUCAGAUAAAACUGUCCGCAGAGCUUUCAUGAGAAAAAUAUAUCUCAUGUUGACAAUUCAGCUGGGCUUCACUGUUGGUAUAAUAUGCAUGUUCAUGUACUGGAAUUAUCUUACAAUAUGGGUACGAAGGCGCCCGUGGUUUUGUUAUUCACUCUUACCUGCAAUUUUAAUUCUAGCAAUUACUUUAGCCUGCUGUGAUCAUGCUCGCAGAAAGUUUCCAUUGAACAUCAUUUUAUUAUUAAUAUUUACAGUUCUUGAGGGUACAUUGCUAGGAUCAAUUGCAGCCUUCUUUGAUGCAGACGAAGUGAUGUGGGGUGUUGGUGCAACUACAUUUGCAGCACUGGGACUGUCUGUCUUUGCUCUUCAGACAAAAUGGGACCUUACCAUUACGUCUGGAAUUCUGCUAAUUUUGAUUUUUGUAUUGUUUGCUUUUGGAAUUCUCUGUGCCAUCCUGCAGUCAAUGUGGUUACGAAUAAUAUAUGCUGCUGUUGGAGCACUGUUUUUCAGCAUAUAUCUGUUGGUGGAUACACAACUAAUGCUGGGAAAGAAGCUUCAUUACCGCCUGAAUCCUGAUGAUUAUAUUUUUGCAGUACUGAAUGUCUACAUCGACAUUAUCAACAUGUGUUUGUUUAUCUUGCAAUUUGUUGGAUUUAUGAAGUGAAAAGCAUGCUGCAUGUAAACUGAAUAAAGAAGAAUAUGCAGAAAUUGCC
Molecule: messenger RNA, 1221 nt
Organism: Pogona vitticeps (central bearded dragon)
Lineage: Eukaryota; Metazoa; Chordata; Lepidosauria; Squamata; Agamidae
Source: RefSeq, a predicted model, not a curated record